CGAUCCAUAACAAACUUUACACACCAUUUCAAAUUUAUAAUCAUGUCUGAAAAACUCUCCAACACUUAUCAAUCUGCCGUUGGUUCCGCCAAGCAGUCUGUCGGCGAUGCUACUGGAAAGCACAAUCUUGCUAGCUCAGGUGCCGCUGAAAAGGCAGAAGCUCAAAGCAAGCAGCAGGCAGCCGAUGCCGAAAGCUGCGCUCAUGGUACCGCCAACAACAUCAAGGGAGGUGCCCAGAAACUUGCUGGCAGUGUUGCGGGCGAUGAAUGGCUCCGUACAAAGGGACAUGGCAACGCAGCCAAGGGAGAUGCUCAGCGCAAUCUCUAAAUGGAUUAUAUGCUUCAUCUGAGCAAACAUUUGUUAAUAACGGCAUGCACAUGUUAUUGCAAGCUUUGUAAAUAUUUUUUGUAAAAAAAAAUAAAGCCG
Molecule: messenger RNA, 426 nt
Organism: Lobosporangium transversale
Lineage: Eukaryota; Fungi; Mortierellomycota; Mortierellomycetes; Mortierellales; Mortierellaceae
Exons: 2
Coding region: 43-327 (94 amino acids)
Source: RefSeq, a predicted model, not a curated record